Molecule: messenger RNA, 2596 nt
Organism: Loxodonta africana (African savanna elephant)
Lineage: Eukaryota; Metazoa; Chordata; Mammalia; Proboscidea; Elephantidae
Gene: IL1A
Product: interleukin 1 alpha
Exons: 6
Coding region: 621-1427 (268 amino acids)
Biological process (GO): positive regulation of immature T cell proliferation in thymus; positive regulation of gene expression; regulation of nitric-oxide synthase activity
Cellular component (GO): extracellular region
Molecular function (GO): cytokine activity; interleukin-1 receptor binding
Source: RefSeq, a predicted model, not a curated record
UCCUUAUCACAUGUUUCUCUUUUUAAAUAUUUUUUGUUUUUCUUCUUGGCUGCUGUCUCUCAUACUGCCUUCUAUGAAGCAAUAACCUCUCUCUUCCUUUCUUGUCCCUCCCUGGUUUGGGAUGUGAGCGAGAAUCACAGUCAGAUCUCAGAAAAUCUCUCAUUCUGCUGGGGAACCUCAGGGACAGAGGAAUUGGCUUCUUAUGAGGGCGUUGGUGGGCACAUCUGAGCCUUCCCUCUGAAGGAAAUUUCUCUACCAAAAAUUAUCAGGAAAAGAGCUGGAAAUUUCCACCUGUCUUUCUCUUACAUCUGUGUAAGAUAAAUAUCUCAUUCUGGUGACUUUUAGUUCCCUCGAUGCCUGCUAUGUGCAGUGCAUUGGGCUGGGCAUGUAAGGGAUACCAAGAUAAAUAAAACAGAUUCUAAAAAGGCUACAGUCCAGUGAAGGAGGUAGGUAUAAAUAAAAACAGAGCGAGAGAGUGAACAAGAAGAAUAGGGGAAAUGCUGAGUGUGGGCUAAGUCAAUUCAGUCAAGUCUCCCAAGAAACAUAGAGUGGAGUUGGCUCCAUCUGAUUCAAAGGUUGGCUGAGCCGACAGCCAGUGUUCUCUGUUGCAGAAAAUCAAGAUGGCCAAAGUUCCUGACCUGUUUGAAGACCUGAAGGACUGUUACAGUGAAAAUGAAGAAUACAGUUCCAACAAUGACACCCUCUCUCUGAUUCAGAAAUCCUUCUAUGAUGCAAACUAUGGCCCACUUCAGGAGGUCUGCAUGGAUAAAUUUAUGUCACUGAGUACCUCUGAAACCUCUAAGAUAGCCAAACCUGCCUUCAAGGAGAGUGUGGCAGUGGUGUCAGCCACAGGGAAGAUUCUGAAGAAAAGACGACUAAGUUUAAAUCAGCCCAUCACUGAUGAAGACCUGGAGGCCAUUGCCAAUGAUCCAGAAGAAGAAAUCAUCGAGAGCAAAUCAGCAUUUUCCACCUUCCAGAACAAAGUGAAAUACGGCUUUACAAAGACCAUCAAAAGCCAGUGCAUCCUGAACGACAUCCUUGCUCAAAGUUUAAUUCGAGACCCAACAGGUCCAUACCUCAAGGCUGCUGCUUUAAAUAACCUGGACAAUGCAGUGAAAUUUGACAUAGGUGCUUAUAAACCAGCAGAUGGUUUUAACAUUCCCGUGACUCUAAGAAUCUCAAAAACUCGACUAUUUGUGAGUGCCCAAGACGAAGGUGAACCGCUGUUGCUGAAGGAGAUGCCUGAGACACCCAAAGUCAUCAUAGAUGAGACCAACCUCCUCUUCCUGUGGGAAAACCAUGGUAUUAUGCACUACUUCAGAUCAAUGGCCCAUCCAGAGUUGUUUAUUGCCACAAAGAAUGAAGAACGUGUACACCUGGCAAGAGGGCAACCCUCUACCAUUGACUUCAAGAUAUGGGAUAACUAGACUCUGCAGUCUGCAUACCAUGAAAUGGUGACAGCCUGUGUGUACCAUGUACAUACGUCCUUUACUCUUACCAUUUGUGGAGCACGGCUGAGCCUUUGCAAUUCUAAAUGAAUGUUUACCCUCUUUGUAAGAGAAGCAGCAAGGUCUAGUGGAACCAACACUAACGUACUACAUUGUUGUUUGUUAUUUAAAGAACACCCUGUACUUUGCAGAGUACUAAUCAUUUUAAUUAUUAUUCUUCAUAAUGGGAGGACCAGGGCUACUGACCAUGGCUACCAAAAAGACUCUACCCAUAUUACAGAUGGGUUAACUAAGGCAUAAGAAAACUAUAAAAUACAAACAGAUGCAGUUGGAAUGAAAACCUACAGACCCAAGAUUUCAUUCCAACUGUUUGUCUUCUGCUUUUAAGUUGCUGGCAGGCCCUUACUCAAAUAGCACAAGUUUCUGGGACCUGUGUUUUUUCAUCUUCAAAAUGAAGGGAAUACAUGUAUUCUUUCUGCCUCAACAGUUUUUUAUGCCAAUUGGUGGAGUCAUUUUGAUAAAACACUUUUUGAAGCUAAGCCUCAGGAAGAAGGCAAAGUAUGAAAUGUUAUUUUAAAUUAUUAUUUAUCUAUAUAUACUCACAUAUAUAUGUAUUUAUAAAUAUAUUUUAAGAUUAUUAUAACAUAUUGUUAUAUUUAUGGCAGUUCCUUGUCUGAGUGUGACCAGACAGCCUCAACAGCUGACUGUUUUCCAGGCCCAUAACUGAGUGAGUGUGUGGUUUAGUUACAUCAGGGCAUUUUGGUCCAAGUUGUACUUUUUCAUAGCUGAAAAAGCUCUGCAUUCUAGUACCUGGAAGCUCUUUAAUUAGGAUAAUACAUUAAAACUAAUAACUUUUGUUUGAGCUGAUAAUUGAACCAAUCUGCUCAUUCUGCUGCCCUUAACCAUGCUUUGGCAUUCUUGGUUCAUUCAAUUAGAACUGUAAUCAAGUCCUACUAUUUAAAAUGGGUUGAACUUAACUUUGGCAACAAGGGGAUCAUAGUUUCCUAGACUUUCUUUUCUGGGAUGUAAUCAAUGUUCCUUCUAGGUUCUAAAAAUUGUGAUCAGCCCAUAGUGAUACAUCAUCAGCAGCAAUAAUAAUUAAUUCACAAUUAUCAAUCAUAAUUGAAUAAAAUGUACAACAAAUCUGA